Molecule: messenger RNA, 2130 nt
Organism: Daldinia caldariorum
Lineage: Eukaryota; Fungi; Ascomycota; Sordariomycetes; Xylariales; Hypoxylaceae
Exons: 4
Coding region: 647-1591 (314 amino acids)
Source: RefSeq, a predicted model, not a curated record
CAGAACGAGACGCGAUUGCUCUUUUACUGGGACGACCCGAGGUUUUCACCAGUUUGAUGUAGCAUUUUUGGGCUUGUCCGGCUUCUUUACCCUUGCUCGAACCAAAACUCAGCUCAGCUUCGCCAGAUUUGGACAUGACGAUAACUUCUCGCUGACACCACAACACACACAGCAGAGAAAUUCGACAAAUCAUAUUCUAACAGAUGCCUUCUAGAAAUUCUAUAUCAUAUCUUACGUAAGAUUUGAUCGGCAAUAUGAUCAGGGGUUCCACAACCUCAACUUCACUCGUCCAUGACCCCUGAGGGUUUUGGGGGGGUUCCCUCAUAUGUUUUUUUCUUUUUUCGGUUUUCUUUUUUUCGGUUUUUCUUUCGAAGCCCCCUCCGACGCUCGAUGAUGUUCUGAAAUUGUCUUACCCUCUCAAAUCUUUUUCCACAGUUUGGAAUACAUCGAGGGCAUAUCGCCUUGAAGUUACGGCGUAUCAGCAAACACCUUCUACCCCUCCACUACUCUAGGCACCUUAUAUACCAACCAAGAGUAGGGCUUGGACUUCGGCGGGCCGGUUUCCAUUCCAAUUCGAGAUAUACUUCGCUCAUUGCUGGCGACAGCAAUCGGUUCUGUUCCUCUGGGUGGGAGCAACGCAUACAAUAUGCGCUUCAUUACGAACUUGCUGAUUAUUGCGUGCGCUGCCCCACCUACAUUAGCACUGGAUGACUCUCGUCCCAAUGAAAAUGUCAUCCUUGCAGACUGCACUGGGUCGCAGAACUCAAGUCAGCUAUCAUCUGAAGUCGCAUACUUCAGAAACUCCCCGAAUGAAUCGCCCGGCGGCAUCGCGCCUGUAACUGACGGGCAGCACCGCGAUUGGGCGGACAACACCACAUCGGCAUACUUUACCGACACUGGGACGACCUUCAAAGCUGUAUUAGGAAAGCGUGGUAACGCGGGCGACUACGCGGGGGUAGGAAACAACGGCUACGGUAACUUCUCGUGUUGGCAAAUGGACUCGCCGUACUUGUACAGUCACGAUGAUAAGAAUUGCUUCGUGGCAUAUGAGUGUAAUCACCUGACAUCGCCCGUGCCUAUCCCGUCAGCCUCACCUCCCGCAGCUACUAUGUCAUCGUCGUCUACAGCGACCCCCAUACCCGAAUCGGGUCUAUCAGUGGGUGCCAUAGUGGGUAUCAGUAUCGGAUCAGCCGCCGGAGCGAUACUUAUUACAGCCGUAGCUGCUUUCUUAAUAUACCGACGUUGGCGUUUAAAGAAGCAAGGCCAAGCCGCCACCAAUCCCCAAGAUCCGAGACUGGAAACUGGAGGGCCGGGAACACCAAAAGGGCCACCCCUGGUGAACACGAUAUGGCAAGGUCCAGGGGUGAGGGAAUUAGAAGCACCACAAGUUUAUCACGAGUUACAUCACGUCGAUCGGCCUGUCGAGAUCCAAAGUACUCUUAUAAGGAGCGAGCUAGACGGGUCUACUUCCAGAGGAGAGCUUCAUUCUCACGACUUACCGCCUCGAUACGAAUUCGGAAAUCCGAUAUCACCUGGAGCUUACGGGAACCAGAAAGGCCCUAUUUACCACGACAAUCGUGUUGAAGGAUAGAAUGAAUUCCAAUGGGAUGCCGAUAUAUUUCCUAGAAAAACAGCGAAUUUACGAAGAAUAAAUCGAAAAAUACUCUCCAACAUACCCCCAAGGCCCGUAGGUGUACCACGACAUUGACAUAUUGGCAACACAUAACGCUUUUAAAUAUGCAGAAAUUCUAUAAUCUCGGUAAUCAUACUUUUAGUUAUCGUGCGACCCUUUAUUUAACCUUUACCUGAUUUUGUUGAUCGUGGCAUAUGCAUGUUGCAUAUGGUCAGUGAUAUAAGAUCAGGUACCGGUGAUGCAAGCCACUAGAAAGAGGGUGAUGAAGGUUGCGCUUAACUGGUAUCUCUAUUUUCCCAGGUGGAGUUAAACUCGGAAUCUCUCUCUUCAAUAGAGUGAUUUGGCAAUGUGUUGAGGAUAAUGUUCUAACUAACAUUGAAUACCUAGUAAAAAAGUCAAUACGGUUUAUGCAUAACAGGUACCUAGAUAGAGAUAAAAGUGUAUUAAUAUUGAAUGGUAAAUAUUAACUCUGACGUCAGCGAAUUUGGGGAGGCAAG